CGGGCGCAGGCCGUGUGGUCGCCGCAGAUUGCCGAGUCGUCGGCCUUCGGCAGCCCAUGCGAAGCGCCCGCAGCCGUGGCUGUGGCCGUGGCUAUGGCGGCGCCACGCGGGCUUUCGGUGCGCACGGCGUCGCUGGCGCCGUCGCUGGCGUCGUCGCCGGUCGAGUCGCAGCGGUCGCCGACGCCCGUGGGGUCGCCGCACCCGGUUGAGGCCGCGCGCAUGCUGCGCCAGGUUAUGGAUCAGCCGCGGAUGCCGCCGCCACCCACCAUUGAUCCCGAUCUGCAGGCUGCCCAGCAGCAGCAGCAGCAGCGGAUGUCCACCUGGAGUGCUUCGUCGGCGCGCACAUUGGCGGAUGACACGGCGGGGCGCGGCCGCGUUAUUGCACGCCACCGCGUGGCGGCUGAUCUGGGCCUGAGCGUGAGAUCCGAGCUGGAGCGCCGCGUCAGGUCAUUUUCGGCAUCUGAGCCAAAUGCCGCUAUGCGAGCGGCGGCGCGCCCGCAUUCUAGCAUGGGCUUUUUGCAUUCGCCUAGGCUCCUAAGGGUGUCCGAUAAGCUGAGCCUGUCAACUUUGCGCGUGCUGGACGAUAACGACAAUGACAAUGAUAGCGAGAGCAUGUCGUCGGUGUGUACGGAAAGGGUGCGCCCGUCGACACCGGUGACCCCGGUGACUGGGAAGCGCAGAGCCCAGACCAUUUCCACUACGGAUUAACCUCCUUUUUUCUCAUUGUAUUGUUUUGGUUUAAUCCUUUUUAGCGUACGGAUCUCGGGACCACAAUGCUAUUUCACUGCAACAAAUAUUUUCCCAACUAUUGAGGAAACCUUGGAGAUUACGUUUACGCACUUACCCGGUGACCUAGUCACAUAUCACGGUGGUUAUGGCCGUCAGUUGUUUAUCACAAGACAGGGCUUUGCCUAAACAGAAAUGGCCACACUUUCUCCUUUGACAAAGUGUAGAAGUUUUUUGUCCAGUGCAUCAAAUUAUAGUUGCUUGCUUUCAGGCGUCCACUAUGUUCUUGU
Messenger RNA from Kickxella alabastrina, 1016 nucleotides. RefSeq lists its product as uncharacterized. The record is from RefSeq and is a predicted model, not a curated record. The annotation marks the transcript as partial. The transcript has a single exon. NCBI's taxonomy places the organism in Eukaryota, Fungi, Kickxellomycota, Kickxellomycetes, Kickxellales, Kickxellaceae.